UGGACCACAUGUUAGGUAGAUUUAACUCAGUAUAGUGUUUUUAUUUUGAAUAUUCUAUUAAAAUUAACAAUUUUUGGGUGGAAUAUUAUCCGUGAUAUUCCCGUUGCCAGGUCAAUGUACCCAACGUACUCAGCAGCUUUUCUUAUUGCACCUAGUCUGAAAUCACGAAAAUCGUACUUUGACCUGGCAAGGGCACGUCACUGAUAAAAUUGCACCCUGUUUAUGCAGCCCAUCUGUCUGCUAUGGCGGGAUAUAAUGUCCCGCAAGACGCGGAGUCCUACCCUCUAUCGGAGUCUCAGCUGCAGUUCUACCGAGACAACGGCUACCUCGUACUGAGGGGACUCAUCGACGCGCCCACCCUGGCGCACUGCAAAGAGCGUUUCAUCGACAUAUGUUCAGGCCGCGUGGACCCCGGCAUGAUCACCGUCAUGAAGGAGUUCUCGCUCAAAGACUCCGGCAAGACGGGGGAGGAACUCAUUUAUAAGAUCCAAGACGUCCUCUACGACCCGGUCCUCUACUCCUACUCGUCGCACCCUCGCCUAGUCUCCGCCGUGUCCAGCCUGCUCGGAGACAACCUGACCGCCAUGAACAGCAUGCUCAUCAACAAGCCGCCGCGGACCGCGUGCCACCCGCCGCACCAGGACCAGUACUACCUGCCCAUCCGGCCCUCAGACAAGAUCCUGGGCUCGUGGACGGCAAUAGACCGCGUGGACCGAGAGAACGGCUGUCUGUACCUGGUACCAAGGUCGCAUAGAGCCGGGGAGCUGUAUGAACAUGGGUAUCCGCCUAAUGCGAAAGGCUCAACAAACCUGCUAUUCCACGGCAUCCAUCGCGACGUGGCGCCUCUUCACAGCCGCCUCUACCUGACUAUGGAGCCUGGAGACACUGUGUUGUUCCAUUCACUGCUGGUGCACGGGUCAGAACCUAAUGUGUCACAGCGCUACCGCAAAGCCCUAUCCACCCACUUCGCGUCAAGCGAGUGUCGCUUCGUGGACACGCGGGGGACGCCGCAGCAAGUACUCACUGAUGAGGUGGAGGAACUGUUCCGGAAGCGAGGCGUCGACUUCAAGUAUACUGAAUUAUUUCAACACAAAUGCAGGCAAAUAAAGGGAGUUAAAUGUAAUCUAUAAAAAUAACACUGAAGAAGUAAGUUUGUGAUUUUCAAAAGUAGGUAAGUACUUU
Messenger RNA from Plutella xylostella (diamondback moth), 1182 nucleotides. Its product is annotated as putative phytanoyl-CoA dioxygenase. Gene Ontology annotation, biological process: fatty acid alpha-oxidation. Lineage: Eukaryota; Metazoa; Arthropoda; Insecta; Lepidoptera; Plutellidae. Gene Ontology annotation, molecular function: phytanoyl-CoA dioxygenase activity. The record is from RefSeq and is a predicted model, not a curated record.